UAUUGGAUGAGUACGAAGAUGAAGGAGAGGUGUGUUGUGGUGAUACCAGGAUGGGAACUGAUGAGCUACUUUAGCGAUAAGACGAACGUGUGUUGGUUCCUGCAGCAAGAUCUUGCUGAGGCGAUCAAGGCGUUACACUGUGAGAUCGGCAACGCAGCGACUGAAGAACGCUACAUCGUGGUGGGUAAUGGCUCUUCACAGCUUUGUCAAGCCGCUUUGUUUGCACUUUCUUCUCUCUCUGAGGACAAGCCUCUCAGCAUUGUCGCCGCGGUUCCUUACUACUCCACAUACGAGGAGGAGGCAUCGUAUGUUCAGUCGCAGCUGUACAAGUGGGAAGGAGACGCAAGAACGUUCAACAAACCCGGACCAUACAUCGAGAUGGUGACAUCACCGAACAAUCCUGAUGGGACCAUCAGAGAGCCGGUGGUGAACCGUGGGGGGAAAGUGAUAUACGACUUUGCGUAUUACUGGCCACACUACACUCCUAUCACUCACCGUCAAGACCACGACAUUAUGCUCUUCACCUUCUCUAAGAUCGCCGGUCACGCUGGGUCCCGCAUCGGGUGA
Messenger RNA from Brassica oleracea var. oleracea, 567 nucleotides. Its product is annotated as tryptophan aminotransferase-related protein 1-like. The transcript has 2 exons. The annotation marks the transcript as partial. Gene Ontology annotation, biological process: amino acid metabolic process. The record is from RefSeq and is a predicted model, not a curated record. NCBI's taxonomy places the organism in Eukaryota, Viridiplantae, Streptophyta, Magnoliopsida, Brassicales, Brassicaceae. Gene Ontology annotation, molecular function: carbon-sulfur lyase activity; transaminase activity.